AUGGUUCGACUCAGUGGGAAAAGCGUCCUCUACCUUCCCCAGGAUUACACCCCAGGAUCGCUGGUCCUGCCAACGUGUCUUCGGGCAACUGCUCAACAUCUCUCGCAGCACGUAACCACGAGGGGUAUUUUCCGAAUUUCUGGGUCGGUUAGAGUAGUAAAUACUCUGUUCGACUACUACUGUUACUCAAAUAAUGGGGGAUCAGAUGUCUCCAGCACCGUCCGUUGCGCCAACCUGCCAUCGCACAUCGAUUUCUCUAUCCACGAUGUUGCUUCCACCUUCAAGCGCAUGAUAUCGACACUUCCCGGUGGUAUCCUUGGAACCUUGUCCAUUUUCGAUGCGCUCGUAGCGAUUCAUGCACAGCUGCGUGGCGAUCCAGAAUUCCCACGAACAAAGCAAACCAAAGUUCGUGCCAGGCUCAUUGCGCUAGCUAUUGGGGCUAUCGAGUCCCAGUUUCGGCGAGAGCUCAUCUGCGCCGUCUUUGGGCUCCUAAGUUUGAUCGGAAGGGUAGCGGAAGUAACCCCAAGAGAGGAUGAGGGUGGAAGGCCACUGCCGACGGGUGAUUUGAUGGGAUACAGUGCCCUCGGUAUUGUAUUUGGGCCAUUGUUGGUGGGAGAACUAUUAGAUCAGUACGAUAUGAACUUCGCGACGCCAUCGAACGGUAUGCUCCUUUUACCACCAGGGGCGAAAAAGAUACGACAAGGCCGACGAAAACCCGCUCCGUCGGAGAAUAAUCUAGUGGGAGCUCAAACAAUCAACAAGGUGAACAUCGUCAACAGUAUCACUGAGAUGCUCAUUGCAAAUUGGCGUGACGUGGAAGGACGUGUCGAAUCCUACACUGCGCAGUGGCUCGCUUCGCCCAUCAUUCUCGGAGUCAUACACAGCGCGGAAACCGCCUCGAGGACGAGAGCCUACCCAAAGGGAGUCCGGUGUUCAAGCAGAUCGAGACAGAAGCCCGGUUUUUGA
Molecule: messenger RNA, 966 nt
Organism: Clonostachys rhizophaga
Lineage: Eukaryota; Fungi; Ascomycota; Sordariomycetes; Hypocreales; Bionectriaceae
Source: the annotation of a GenBank genome assembly